This is a messenger RNA of Chelmon rostratus (copperband butterflyfish), 1173 nucleotides long. RefSeq names its product 5'-AMP-activated protein kinase subunit beta-1-like. Gene Ontology annotation, cellular component: nucleotide-activated protein kinase complex; cytoplasm; nucleus. Gene Ontology annotation, molecular function: protein kinase binding. Gene Ontology annotation, biological process: signal transduction. The record is from RefSeq and is a predicted model, not a curated record. The transcript has a single exon. The coding region runs from base 60 to 866 and encodes 268 amino acids. Lineage: Eukaryota; Metazoa; Chordata; Actinopteri; Chaetodontiformes; Chaetodontidae.
CAGGCCGGUCUGACUUCGUCCAGCCAGCCCGCAGCCCUGAAGAGUUUGGGGCCACAGCGAUGGGGAACAGCAGCAGCGACAGGUCCAGUGGGGGUCAGGGGGACAGGUCAUACAGAGAUGGACAGCAGGGGGGGAAAGAGGCGCAUCCCAACAUCCUGAUGGACAGCACAGAGGACGGAGACCUCUUCCAGAGAGAGGACCAAAAGGCUCCGCAGGAAAUACAGGAAUUUCUGGCCUGGCAGCAGGACCUGGAGAGCGAAGGCAAAAGUCCGACGCAGGACAGACCGACCAUGUUCAGGUGGUCUGGGGUGGCCAAAGAAGUCUUCGUGUCUGGCUCCUUUAACAACUGGGUCACCAAGAUCCCCCUGAACAGAAGUGAGAAGAACUUUGUGGCCAUCGUGGACCUGCCAGAGGGGGAGCAACAGUACAAGUUCUGUGUGGACGGUCAGUGGACGCUGGAUCCUGCAGGGGCCGUGACCACGUCAAAGACCGGAACAGUUAAUAAUGUCAUCCAGGUGAAGAGAACGGACUUUGAAGUCUUUGAUGCCCUCAGGAUCGACUCACAGGAUUCUGCAGACCUCUCAGACCUGUCCAGUUCCCCUCCCGGCCCCUAUCAACAGGAUGCAUAUGUCAUCAGAUCAGAAGACAAGAUCAAGCAGCCUCCUUUCUUGCCGCCUCACCUGCUGCAGGUGCUGCUCAACAAGGACACGGGUAUCUCUUGUGACCCGACGCUGCUUCCGGAGCCAAACCAUGUGAUGCUCAAUCACCUGUACGCCCUCUCCAUCAAGGACGGAGUGAUGGUUCUCAGCGCUUCACACCGAUACAAGAAGAAGUACGUGACGACUCUUCUCUACAAGCCGAUUUAACCCGCAGAGCCGUGAUCCAGGCUCUGGUGAUCCGGGCUCUGGUGAUCCAGGCUCUGGUGAUCCGGGCUCUGGUGAUCCAGCCUCUGGGGAUCCGGGCUCUGGUGAUCCAGCCUCUGGUGAUCCAGGCUCUGGUGAUCCAGCCUCUGGUUCUGACAUCAGAACCAGUCUGUCGUCGUUCUUCGCUGCUGCUUUGAAUGUUUUUGCUAAAACUGGACUAAAAUGUGUUUCUGAUAUCAGUUUAAAGCAUUUUUACCAUCCUGUCAUUGCAAAUUUAGAAAAAGCAGCAACUCUUUUAGUUAAAGUUUCU